AUGGUUUGCAAAGAGGACGUGGUAUCAUGGUUUAAAGAAUUGGAAAGCUAUAAACGCAUAGACGCGAUGUGUACAUUAUUAAAUAUGUGUUUGCCAUUUGAGCUACGUUUCAUUGGCACAUACCUAGAGGAACUAGGCAAGCGGGACUUUCAGGAGUUGCGUGGUGCCGAACUGAGAGCCAACAAUCCCACAGACCUGGCUGCGGACAUUGGAGGCGCCAAUACAGACCCCAGGACAAGACGGAAAAUGGCCUUAUAUGUGUCAUUAUUACGCUCAUGUAAUUUCGCGUGUGCCACUACAUUGUAUAAUGCUAUGGUCAGUUUAGAGCAAUGUGGAUUGUUGAAAGGAUUGUAUGGUGAUCUUCUAGAAGAAAUUUUAUUGCUGUACACUAUGGCAUUACAUCAUCCAGCAUUUACUUUUGAUCAAAAAUCACAUUUUGGUGAAAUUUUAGAAAAAUUAAAAAUGGAAGAUCAAAUAAUACAAUUUCCAGAGCCACAAGAGCAUAUAAAUGUUGUGCCUGUGAGUGCAUGUCAUACGCAGUCUAGUAUCACAGCAAAUAUGUCUGUUCCGCCACCUAGUCUGUCCACUUUAGGGCCACCACCUGGUAUGAUGUAUGUUAAAACAGCUGGGUUGCAGCCGUGCAGUACAGAGCAAGUGCCUGAACUGAGUUCCCCACCAGUGCUAACGGGCCCUGCGGGAGUUGUAUCAAUGUUGGGAGAUGUUCCACAUCCACCGCCUGGGAUACCACUGCCACAAUACAAUAUGGGAGAAUAUAUGGGACAUAAUCCAUGGCCUGGAAAUAUUCUAGUAUCACCUAUUAAUCCACCCCUUGAGGUUAUUAAUUAUACACCUGCAAGUGGUGCCCCAACUUCGCCCCUAGUGUCGUCUCCAGGCGACAGCCGCACGGCAUCACCACGAGCUCGUCGCCGAGCUUCACGAGAACGUUCACCUCCACCCCAUGCUACGACCGUUGGACCUCCAGAACAGCCUAUACUACCCCACCAAUUAGCUGCUAAUUUUGAAAAUCUCUCUGUCGCUGAUAUUCGUCACAACAUGGCCGACGAGAGAUUACGCGAAAUCAGUGCAGUGCAUCAACAGCAGUACCGUUCCUUGGAAAAAUUGAACGGAGUGCGACGAUUGACGGGAGCCUACGGCGCGCCUCCGCGCUCAUCGUCGGACAGCGGCUCGUCCGCGACGUCGUCGCCGCCCGACACGCCGGCGCCGCCGCGCCGGGCCACGCCGUCGGCGCCGCCGCCCGUGCCGUACCUGCCCUACCCGCCGCGCCCGUUCGCCUACCCCACGCCGCCGCCCGCGUACCGCCAGCCGCCGCCGCCCUUCGCCAACGGCGAGCCGUCGCCCUUCGCGGCGCCGGCGCCCUACGCCGGCUUCGUGUCGGUGCUGUACGCGCCGCCCAAGCUGUCGUGCUGGAACUGCGGGGCGGCGGGCCACGCGGGCCACGAGUGCAAGGAGCCGAGCAUGGAGGAGAUGACGCGCGCGGGCGGCUAUCAGCUGGACUUCGGCGGCGCGCCGCCGGAACCCGCCGAAAAGUAG
Messenger RNA from Arctia plantaginis, 1551 nucleotides. The record is from the annotation of a GenBank genome assembly. NCBI's taxonomy places the organism in Eukaryota, Metazoa, Arthropoda, Insecta, Lepidoptera, Erebidae.